AUCAGGAAAGAUAAAGGUCUGGGUGAUAUUUAAUCCAUGUAAUGGUCUUCUAUGAAUCACACUGGCUCCAGCUAACCUGUCUGAAUAAAUCAACCAGUUAUUUAUUGCAACAAUAUGGACCUCACUCAACUGUUCCUGGCGACUGUCAAGACAAUCCGUCUUCGCCUCAAGGCUCAGCGUAGGUCGGUGAACGACUCUAACAUUCUGAGCAAGUCGUCACACAAACCAACUCAGUUCUCACAAGAAAGCAAAGAUUUAAUUAUGCGUAUUUCGAAACUUCGAGACUUUCUACUCGAGCACAGAAAAAAGUACAUCAAUUCAAUUGGACACUUGAUAUCAAAACCCUCUUCUAUGACCGACUCUGAGAGGGACCAGAUCGACAAUGAGGCUCAACAGUUCAUUCAAGAGCUCUCCAAACAAGUACAAGCCUUGCAUAAAGACGUGUCUUCAGUGAGUAUUGGUCUCCAGUGUCGAAAGCACCGUCAAGCUGUCUAUGAGUCAUUGGGAAACUACCUCAAAGACGUGUGCAAGUUGUAUAGUGAACAGAGAGCAAUCAGAGUCAAGAGAAUUGUCGACAGAAAAAGAACAGCUCGACUGCAACUUCAUGGCCACAAGAAACCUGUACUGGCACCCUCACCCACGGAGGUCUCCUCAGGUAAUGGUGACACUGGGACAGCUGAUGAUGAUGAAGGUUCUGGAGAAACUAAUGAUGAAGCUGAGGCACCCUCCGUUACUGUUGGCAUCAGAGGGGCAAACGACAAUGAUAGACUGGUGACUGUUAACCACGAGGCAGAUAUCCUCACCGAAGAAGAAAGGACUGUUUUUGCUCAGGAGAAUGAGCAAAUGUUUGCUGAGAUGAGCACCCUGGUGGAUGAAGUGAGACAGAUCGAAGGGAAGGUCAUUGAGAUCUCUAAACUGCAAGAGAUAUUUGCUGAGAAAGUAUUGGUACAGGCCAAGCAGUUGGAUAUAGCAUCAGAUCUGACGGUGACAGCAUCUGAAAAUGUGACGUCUGGAAAUGAGCAAAUCAGACAGGCAAUCAAGAACAAAGCAAGCCUGAGACUAUGGAUUUUGUUUAUAUUGAUCAUGUGCUCUUUCUCCCUACUCUUUCUUCAUUGGUACAGUUAAUAGCUGAUCCAAUUUAUGAGCUUUAAUUUUUGCUAACAAUGACCACAUACAUGUACAUAAUUUAUACAUACAGAUCGAUUUUAAUUAUCAUUAUGCUUUGAA
Messenger RNA from Halichondria panicea, 1227 nucleotides. RefSeq names its product syntaxin-18-like. Gene Ontology annotation, biological process: retrograde vesicle-mediated transport, Golgi to endoplasmic reticulum. The coding region runs from base 115 to 1125 and encodes 336 amino acids. The record is from RefSeq and is a predicted model, not a curated record. Gene Ontology annotation, cellular component: endoplasmic reticulum; SNARE complex. The transcript is spliced from 10 exons. Lineage: Eukaryota; Metazoa; Porifera; Demospongiae; Suberitida; Halichondriidae.